UUGAGAAAGGGCAUUUGUUGAGGGACUAUAUAAUAUCAUCUCAGGUUAUGAUCACUUCUCACAAUCGCUCCAUCUAAACACUAAAGCAGAAGAAGUGUUGAGGGAAAAAAAAAAGUAAGAACAAAAGAGAGAAGCAUGUCUGUGAGAGCAAUCCAAUCAUUGGUGGUUCUGGUUAUUCUCAUCGGAUCCCAUGAGUCCACUCCUAUCCCCGACGGUCUCCGGAAGGUAGAGGAAGCCUUUGUCAAGAUCUUAGGCCAAUCCAGUCACCUUCUCUCCUUCGCUCGCUUCACUCACAAGUAUGGGAAAAAGUAUCAGCAUGCGGAGGAGAUAAAGCACCGUUUCUCGGUGUUCAAAGAGAAUCUUGAUUUGAUCAGAUCCACCAACAAGAAAGACUUAUCUUACAAACUCGGUGUCAAUCAAUUUGCUGAUAUGACCAAAGAAGAGUUUCAAAGGAACAAGAUCGGUGCUUCGCAACACCCCUUUGCCACUUCAAAGGGCAGCCACAGUCCCACAAAAAGAGCGCUUUUGCAAACCUCAGCUCCUAGUGCUAAAGACUGGAGAGAAGAUGGUGUUGUUAGCCGGGUCAAAAAUCAGGGAUCAUGUUUAGAAGGUUCUUGGGCAUUUAGCGCAACUGGAGCUGUUGAGUCAGCUUACCAUAUUAAACAUGGUACCGGAAUAGAAUUAUCUGAGCAACAGCUGAUAGAUUGUUCGUCAUCCUUCGGUUCAGCUGGCUGCAUUGAUGGUCAUCCUUACCAAGCCUUUGAUUACAUGAAAUCCAAAGGAAUCAACAAUGCCACACAGUAUCCUUACCUAGCUGUCCAAGGACUGUGCAGAAGUAACUCGGACUCUGUUGUAAAUGUCACAGGAUAUGUCGCUGUCGCUUUGCAACAGCGUGAUGAACUUGAACUGAUGAAAGCGGUUGGAACCAUCGGGCCAGUUAGCGUAUCAUUAGGCGUUUCAUCCACACUCCAGCAUUACAUCAGCGGAGUCUUCACUGGUAGCGACUGUGAAGUUUCAAGCGUCCAACAUCAUGCUUUGGUGGUUGGUUAUGGAAAUGAUGGAAGUCGCGACUAUUGGAUUAUAAAGAACUCAUGGGGAGAGAAUUGGGGCGAUAAUGGUUACUUCAAGUUGGAGAGGGGAAGUAACAUGUGCGGUAAGUUAUUUUUAUGAAACCAUAAAACCAUUAUGAGUUAAAGCUACAUAUAUAUAUCUUCUUUUGGAUAUAACCGGUAAAAGAACGAUUCAGAGAGAGAGAUUCUCAGAUGAUCUGUCUUUUGCUGAUUCGUUGUUUUGCAGGUAUUACAACAAUGCCAAUAUACCCGAUUGUGGCCUGAGAUGAUCAGCAUGUGAAAGCAUGAUACGUUUGCAUAUUUAUUUGAUUAAGACAUUACUUGAAAGUUGGCACUUGGGACUUGGGAGUGCACAUUGUUGUGUUUAUGCUUGUUGUAACAUAUGGUCUGUUCAUAUGUACCGAAUAAAGGUAAAAUAUAUGUGAAACUUAAUAAUAUAUAUAUAUGCGUGCAUGUUAAAUAUAUCAAUAUAAAUUAUUUAGAAUGAAAUAUCUUCGUAAGUCAACUUUGGAAUACAAUAUACAGCUUACUAAAUGAUUAAUGAAUAUAGGUCUAAAUUAUUUGAACUCCUGGUGGCUGGUGCUAAUAAAACUUUUUACUGACCCGAACAGUGAAUCAGAAACUUGGCUCCUCUUCUUGGAAACUGAAGAAGGAAAGGAGAGCUUCUUCUGGUCUCUGAGUAUAUGUCUAAUGGAAGUCUUGAUCGGUACUUGUUUCACAGAGAAAAGCCGCCUCUUUCAUG
Molecule: messenger RNA, 1812 nt
Organism: Brassica napus (rape)
Lineage: Eukaryota; Viridiplantae; Streptophyta; Magnoliopsida; Brassicales; Brassicaceae
Product: thiol protease aleurain-like
Exons: 7
Coding region: 136-1170 (344 amino acids)
Cellular component (GO): lysosome
Molecular function (GO): cysteine-type endopeptidase activity
Source: RefSeq, a predicted model, not a curated record